AUGGACCCUACAGAGCUGAGAUAUGUGGAAGAUAAAGAUACUCCUAUCAUGAAAACUAUCAAGGGGGCAACCUAUGGGCUUGUGACCGGAACUAUAUUUGGAACUAUUGUUGCCACUUGGCACGAUGUACCUCGUGUUGAGAGAAGAGUUGCACUCCCUGGCUUGAUUCGGACACUAAAGAUGAUGGGAAACCAUGGAUUGACUUUUGCUGCAAUUGGUGGAGUCUAUAUUGGUGUCGAACAACUGACGCAAAAUUUUAGGAUGAAGAGAGACUUCAUCAAUGGAGCUGUUGGCGGUUUUGCAGCAGGUGCUACUGUUUUGGGUUAUAAAGGGAAAAGCAUCUCUACAGCACUCUCUGCAGGAGCUGCCCUUGCAUUUACUUCUUCUGUAAUUGACAUCGGAGGUCAAACCACCAGAAUCGAUAAUGGCAAGGAGUACUAUCCCUACACCACCAAGAAGAGGGCUAGCGCAGACUAG
This is a messenger RNA of Oldenlandia corymbosa var. corymbosa, 477 nucleotides long. The record is from the annotation of a GenBank genome assembly. Lineage: Eukaryota; Viridiplantae; Streptophyta; Magnoliopsida; Gentianales; Rubiaceae.